CCAACACAGAGAAACUUCUGUCCCUCAGAGAAACAGGACGCACAAUGACGGAUCCCAGUGGUACACAGCUAAAUGUUUUCUUUCCUACCAAUGGAAAUGGGGUUGAGAACCUUGGUUUUGAAAAACAGGAAGACAACCUUUCAAUUGCUAGCACUAUCAAUGAGGAGGAGUCUGGAAAAGGAUUGGGAUCAUUCUUGAGCAAGAUUUCCAAGCCGAUUAAUGCUGCAGAGGAUUACUUUACAGCUCACUCAAAAACCAUCAAGUACAUUGUUCUGGGCAUUCUCGGAGCAGGUUAUGUGGCUUUUUUCAUCACUGCCUGUGUACUAGACUUUCAGAGGGCUAUUGCUCUGGUGAUCCUCACCAGUUUGGCAGUUGUCUCGAAAACCUACGAUUUACUUAAAACUUACCAGGGAGACAAUAUUGUAAAGUGUUUGAAACCUGCUUUGAGAUGCUUCAAAGCCAACCAGAGAUGGAUCACAUGGGUGUUUAUUCUUGUGGUGGUGGGCCUGCUGGUGACCUGGCUGGCAGUGGACACGAGCCAACGCCCAGAACAGCUCAUCUCAUUCGGGGGUGUCUGCAUGUUCGUUCUGGUUAUAUAUAUAUUUUCAGCACAUAGGACAGCAGUGGCAUGGAGAACUGUCUUUUGGGGUCUUGGUUUGCAAUUCUGCAUUGGGCUGUUUGUCAUAAGGACAGAACCAGGUUUCAUAGCUUUUGAAUGGCUGGGGAAACAAGUGCAGAUAUUCCUGAACUACACAAUAACUGGAUCUGAGUUUGUGUUUGGAGAUGAUCUGAUACUGAGCAUCUUUGCAUUUCAAGCUUUGCCCAUCAUAGUGUUCUUUAGCAGUGUGAUGUCAGUCCUUUACUUUUUGGGAAUAAUGCAGUGGAUCAUUAUUAAGAUCUCAUGGGCCAUGCAGAUAACGAUGGGAACCUCACCCACUGAGACUUUGAGUGUUGCAGGCAACAUAUUUGUUGGACAGACAGAAGCGCCACUGCUUAUUCGCCCCUACCUGAAGGACAUGACCCAGUCUGAGAUCCAUGCUGUCAUGACUGGUGGUUUUGCCACUAUUGCAGGAAGUGUGAUGGGCGCCUUUAUCUUAUUUGGAAUUGAUGCCUCCUCUCUGAUAUCUGCCUCAGUGAUGGCUGCCCCAUGUGCUUUGGCUUUCUCCAAGCUUUCUUACCCAGAGACAGAAGAGUCCAAGUUCCGAUCAAAGAAAAGUAUCAAAGUGGAUAGUGGUGGUGAACAGAACGUUUUGGAGGCUGCUAGCAGUGGGGCAUCAGCAUCAAUAGGCCUUGUUGCCAACAUUGCUGUCAACUUAAUAGCAUUCCUGGCUAUCCUUGCUUUUAUUAACUCUGCUCUGGGUUGGCUGGGUGGCAUGGUGGGAUAUCCUACUCUUACAUUUGAGGAAAUAUGCUCCUAUGUGUUCAUGCCUGUGGCCUUCAUGAUGGGAAUACCGUUUGAUGAGACUACUAAAGUAGCGGAACUUAUUGGUACAAAGCUUUUCCUCAACGAGUUUCUGGCCUACGAGAAGCUAGCUGAUCUUAAGAAAAACCGACUUGAUGGACUUGAAGAAAUCAUUAAUUCAGAGAGGAUGUGGAUCUCUGUGAGAUCAGAAAUCAUCUGCACCUAUGCUCUUUGUGGAUUUGCCAAUUUCAGCUCCCUGGGGAUUGUGAUUGGAGGCCUAUCAUCAAUCUGCCCUUCCAGAAGAGGAGACAUUUCCUCUUUAGUGUUGAGAGCCCUUUUUACGGGGACCUGUGUAUCUUUAGUUAACGCUUGCAUUGCAGGGAUCCUCUUUGUACCUCCUCUCGACUGUCUGGAUGUUUUCAGGAAUUAUGCGUUCAACACCUCUACUCUGAACUUGAACACUUGUUGUGAAGAUCUCUUUGCAAACACUAACAAUGGGACCUCAUUUGAGGGCUCUUGGAACACAGUGGCGAAUGCCACUCUAUAUUUUACAAAGUGUUGUGGUGUCUUUGAUGCACCUAAUUGUAGGUAGAUUGUUGUUUGUAGAACAAUAGUAAUUUAUGUUGAUUUCUGAUAGAUUUAGAUAUGCACCUACAUACUGUAUGUUUAUGUAUGUAUAUAUACACAAUAUACAGAAUAUUUAUAUUUAUGUAUGCAGUCAAAAUAAACAAUUUCCUAAUCUUACCUAAAGGUGAAUGUAAACAAUGUAUAGAUUAAAGCAACUAUGCCAAGUGUACUGGCAAAUAUAUACGGUAUACAUGUAUAUUUUUAUUAUAUUUUAUUUUAGUCGGAGGACUCUUGUUGGUUACAAAAUUCGCAAUGUAAAAAAGAAAUUGUAGCAAGCUCGAUAAUUAAUUAUUGCUGAAAUUUUGAUGUAAUUAAAAAUCAUUUAUGGGUUUGCAUGCAAAUAACUUGAGCUGAAUGGCCAACAUUAAAAAAAUUCCACAUCAGGCUAUAUGGAAUAUACUCGGUGUGAAAUGCUUUACUACAGAUACUCUUUAAUAUUUUAUAGUAUGCUUUCACCUUCCGCAUUUAACCACAAUGUGAUUAAUAAUGAUACAAUACUGAGUUUUAAAAAAAAAGGACGAAAAGGGAAUUGUUUGAUAUCACAGAAAAUAAUUUAUCAUGCUUUACUGUACUUAGUAUUUAGAAUGAUAUUCAAUCUUAAUUAAGAGGAUGAGAGGACGUCUUUUGGAAAUUACUAAAAUGUACAUGUAGAGUGACAUAUCUAUACUACAUUCACGUUUAUAAAUUGCAUUUGCUGUAGUAAAUCUGCACAGAAAUGUAUGGUAUUACAACAUGAUUAAAUAAUCUCUGAAGAGUA
Hypomesus transpacificus is the source of this 2786-nucleotide messenger RNA. RefSeq names its product solute carrier family 28 member 1 (gene slc28a1). NCBI's taxonomy places the organism in Eukaryota, Metazoa, Chordata, Actinopteri, Osmeriformes, Osmeridae. The transcript is spliced from 18 exons. Gene Ontology annotation, biological process: nucleoside transmembrane transport. Bases 45 to 1994 code for a protein of 649 amino acids. The record is from RefSeq and is a predicted model, not a curated record. Gene Ontology annotation, cellular component: membrane. Gene Ontology annotation, molecular function: nucleoside:sodium symporter activity.